AAUUCUCAGCAAAAGAAAGCUCUUUUGUCUGUAUAAAACUUAUCUCACUAAUACAUAACAGCAGGUCCCGUACCUGCAUGUUAAAACAGUGUAAAGUGCUUCCAGUUUAUUGUGUGGUGUUCACAUGACCUCCAAAUGGCACAAGCUCAGCAGAAUAUAGUAGAACAAAGCUUGUGUACAAACAAGAUGUCCCACUUUGACCUAAACUGCAAUUUUGGUAGAAAUGUGUUCUUCAUUCAGUGACGUUACUCAGUGAGUAAAGUACCCAGUAAAGUACGAGAAGGCAUACUUCAUAAUAAUAUAGAAGUGAAAGAUAUGGUAUAAUGAAAUUACACCUGAAAUAUUUUUUUUUCCCCAAAAAAUUACUAAAGUAAAUAUACGUAGUUACUACCCACCUCUGAUCAUAUCAUCUGUUGAAUCCUGUUUGAAAUGAAUCCAUCUUUCUUCUGAUGAUGAGCUUUUCCAGGUUCUUUGUUUAGAAGUCCCUAAUAAUAAGUAGAUAAAUAUUCUGAUUUGCUACUUACAGUGCAUCCCAAAAGUAUUUGCACCCCUAGAAUGUGUUCACAUUUUGUACACUUCUACAAAAUGAGUUAGUUCAGCAAAAAGCAGGAUAUAUUUAUAAAGUGGAAAAAAAUAUGCAAGGUUUUAUGAACACAAGUCUAAGAAAUAUACUGCCCCUUCUGUAUUAGCCAUUAUUAACAUUUAUGCAGUUAAUUGCCUCGAAGAGUCAUUUAAUUAGUAAGUACCUGCUUCUUCAGCAACAUCAUUAAGGUCAAGAAACACACCAGACAGACAUGGGUUCAUAGUUUGCAGCAAUAUCCCAAGGAGAGCAUUAUUCAGAGAAGAGGUCAAGCGGGCGAUGACUAAUUAAUUUAUUUGCUGCUCCAGAUUUUGUUUGCUAGACAAUGACAUGAAGAUAACAAGGAAUUUUGAACGUCUGUCUGCUACCUGAUCGUUUAAAACUGGGUUAUGUAGCAAACAGUUACUCAGACCGCCCAAGUCACUCUGCCAAACAAUGAUUAGUAAGGGAUACUGUAAUGUUGUAAACUGACCAAGUCAAAGAGGUGACCCUAAUCUCAGAGAAACUGUGAAAGCAAACAACACAUUUCAGAAAACCCACCAACAUGAACAAUGAGUUCAUGCUGUUCUGUUGGAAGGAAUGUGCUGCAUUCCUCCAAACUAAUAUGGAGGAAUUAUCAGUACAGUGUGCUGUCCUGUUUUCAGAUCAUUGCAUUAAAAUGCAUAAAUGUGUCAAUUUCAAAAUGAAUCAUCGACAUCAAUCAGCAUUUUUAUAAAUAUCUGUUAAAGACAGAUGUAAAAAUGUGUAAACAGAGAUUUUGAUGGGAUUAAAACAAACACUCUUGAUCUGUCUUCUAUUUAUGCUGGAUUAAACCUAAUCUGAAGCUCUUUGUUUCUUGUGUCUAAUGAACGUGCUUGGUAAGCUCACGUAGGUAUGUUUUGGCACACGUUGAGCUCUUGUGAGGAGAAAAGCAGGCAUUUCUUUCUUUUUUUUUUGACUGAGAGCAAAGUCCUGUUUGUUGAUCUCCACUAUAUAAAGCCAGAUCUUAUCUCGAUCAACAGCAGCAGCAACAGCAGCAGCCUCAAACAGAAAGAUGCUGAACAUCAGCGAGCUCUCUCUGAGGUCUCCUCAUUUCAGGGCGUCCGACCGUCUCCUGCAGCCCUUCUGGGACCAUCUGCUUCUUCACCACCUGUCUCUCGUCUCGUCUCCUUUUUUGCCCGUCAUCCUUGCCUUCUCCUGCUACUUUUGCUUUAGUUUGCCUUUUGCUGUGUUAGACCUCUUGGGGGAAAGGGUCCCUUUGUUCCACAAGUAUAAGAUCCAGCAAAACAGGAGGCCAACGCUGGGAAUGAUGGCCAAGAGCUUCAUGACAUCUCUCUAUAACCACAUUUUUUUUGUUUUACCGGCUGUCAUAAUUGGCAUGUUCAUACUGCCAACACCAACCCUGCCGCGAGACGCUCCUACGUUAUAUCAGUUGUUCACCGAAGGACUGGCUAUACUGCUCCUCUUUGACACCCAGUACUUCAUCUGGCACUUUGUGCACCACAAGAACCUGCAGCUGUACCGCUGGGUGCAUGCAGUUCACCACGAAUACAUGGCUCCAUUCUCCUGGUCCACGGAACAGCUCAGCAUUCCAGAACUGAUGACCGUGGGCUUCUGGAGCAACCUGGACCCGAUUCUUUUGAGGUGCCAUCCACUGAGCACAUGGUGCAUAACAGUUCUGAGCAUCUGGAUGUCCGUGGAGGACCACAUAGGCUACGACCUGCCCUGGACCCUGAGCCACCUGGUGCCCUUCGGUCUGCUGGGGGGCGCCCCGGCCCACGACUUGCACCACCAGAAGCCGAGCAGCAACUACGCUCCCUUCUUCAGCCACUGGGACCGGAUCUUCGGCACCGCCAUGUCUCUGAAGAAGAAAAACGUUGAUUAACACAAAACAAUAAUCAACACAAUUCUGUAAAUACUGCCUCUUUUAUAAAUAUGUUGUCCUGUUAAAUCUCUUUGUUUUGCUACUGUACUUCUUGCAUUAUUAGCAUCUUUAAAAAUGCAUUAAACUUGUAAAAAUAUUUAAAUGUGUUUCACCUUUUGUUCAAUAAACAUCUAUUUAUAAAGCA
Molecule: messenger RNA, 2628 nt
Organism: Xiphophorus couchianus (Monterrey platyfish)
Lineage: Eukaryota; Metazoa; Chordata; Actinopteri; Cyprinodontiformes; Poeciliidae
Gene: ch25hl1.1
Product: cholesterol 25-hydroxylase like 1, tandem duplicate 1
Exons: 1
Coding region: 1614-2444 (276 amino acids)
Biological process (GO): lipid biosynthetic process
Molecular function (GO): oxidoreductase activity; iron ion binding
Source: RefSeq, a predicted model, not a curated record